AUGUCGUCGCAGACCAUGACUGCGCCAGCUGUGGGCCAUCGACCGCCUGACCCAGGUACAGAUUCGCCCAUGUACGACUAUGGCGGCUCCCAUAACUCCACGCCCCCUUCCAAUCCCCGAAACGACUCCGCAAUUCGCGACAUGCAGAAUAAUUCUGCCCCGUCAACGCCAAAAGGCCUCCCAACCUCAGAUGUCGGAAUUAAGACGGAAUGCUCAGACAGCCAUGAUCUUUCGGCGUCGCAACAUCAACAAGAUGCCAACACGCAAAAUGCUGCAAGCGCCCUGUUGGCUCAACUCCUCGGCAAUCAAUCUGCGCCGAACCAAACAACCGACCAGCAAUUUGGAGGAGAGGACCAUGAUAUGUCCAUGGAUUUCAAACUGGAGGAACACCAUGCUCAGCCUUUCGAUUUAAAUACCCACGCCACCCCUCUCGACCAGAGCUUACAUCAAGACCCGUCAAUAUCGCGCGAGAUUCAGGAUUUGCUGAAUGGAAAGGCUCUGGGUGAUGAGCUAAUGGGAGCAAAUUCCUCUCAUCAAGAUUUCGCUCAUACAGGAAUUUCCUCGUCCGAUGCAAUGGGUACCCUGACCGAUCCUUUAAACACUAAACUAGACACGGAGCAGCCUUCCCUUCUUCCGCCUUUGGACUUCAACGCCGCCCCGAAAAAUGCGUUCGAUGCUCUCCAUCAGAACGAGCUACUCACUGCCGCUUUCCUUUCGCAAGGCGCCGACCUCUCGGCCCUGGGAUAUCAAGAUGGAGCUACAUCAAUUGCUGGGUCGGAGCCGAAGAUCCAAGCGUUUGCCAAGUUAGAGUUUGACGAUGGGCAUUUCUAUUGCAAUACCUACUCAUUCAUCCUCGGGCGAGAUGUACGAGCCGCACGCGCUGCCCAUCAUCGAGAGUUCCAGUUCCGGCAGGCCGUGCGAAGCUCUCGAGCAAAGAGCUCGAGUGGAGGCAACACAUCACAUACCCCGAACCGUAUGAAGCGGGAGGAAAGUGCUGCCAUGAUGGGCAGCGUUGUCAGCGAUCGCGGCGGUAUCAUGGGCUUUGAUCCAGAUGUUCCUCCACAUCUUGCGGGUGGAAUGAACCCAAGCCGGCGAUCCUCAAAGUCUUCCAUGGACGAGGCCGUUGUUCCCCUGCACGCCAAUCCGGCUCAAUUACAGUCUUCCACGGACUACAACGCUUUAGCGAUGCAGUCCCUACAAGAUGGGAAUGGAGAUGCCAAGCCUGUUGAUACGCUUGCUCUGCUCCCGUCUCCUGAUUCCUGUCCCACCAUCCCAAUCCACCCCCCGACGACGGUUGACGGCAGUGCCGCUGGUCAUCGAGGUAUUUCCCGCCGACAUGUUCGCAUUUCAUAUAACUUUGACCGCAAUCUGUUCGAGAUGGAAGUCAUGGGUCGCAAUGGAGCUUUCAUUGGAGCCGAUUGGUUAUCACCUGGGCAAGUUCGUCCGUUACACAGUGGUGAUUAUAUACAGAUUGGAGGUGUGCGCAUCCGCUUCCUGCUACCAGACGUUCCAAUUGGCGAAACAGGCGCCGACAGGAUGGAAGAACAGCAGCAGAUGCCAGACGAGGAUGAGGAUGCAGAAGGAGAGGAUGAAGACCCUCGCGUUUCAAUCGAGGUGGAUAACGAAGUUGAUGAAUCCGAGAGGCUCGGAAGCGAGAGUGGGGAGAGUAGGGAACCUUCCAAGGGGCCCAGGCUGAGUCUCAAGAUGAAGGAUACAGAUUCUUCCAAGGCAUUGGAAUCCAUUGAAGCAGAUAAUGGAUCACAGCCGGCUCGCCGACGCGGACCUGGUCGGCCUCCCAAGGACGGCAUCAUGUCCAAGCGCGAGCGAGCUGAGCUUGCCCGUGAGCAGAAGAUUGCUGCUAAACGCGAGGCCAAUGGUGGUGUCACUCCGCCUCCCCUGAAAGUGCCCAAGGCUGGGAAGACAGUCGCGAAAGAGUCUGUCGUGCCCGAGUCGCCGACACCAAAGCCAGCCGAAAAGCGGAAGUAUACGAAGAGAAAGAAGCCGGAUGGAACAUUUAUGGAUUCUCCUCUUCCUUCAACGGAAGGUGGUCAGAUCCCGGAACAGCGACAAGAGGAAUAUGUCAAGCCCCCGCCAGUCAAGAAGCGCAAGCCAUCACGCUCGCCGUCUCCCAACUAUCCUCCCGAGUCCGCUUACACGCAAGAGGAUUUGGCCAAGCCGCCUUACAACUACGCAGUGCUCAUCUUUGAUGCUCUGACAGAAGCUGGCACGCCCAUGACAUUGAAGCAGAUUUAUAGGGCCUUGAAGCUUAAGUAUCCUUACUUCCGCUUCAAGUGUGAAACCGAGGGCUGGACAUCCAGUGUGCGACACAACCUCAAUGGUAACGGUCAUCUUUUCAUGCACGCAGAACGAGAUGGCAAGGGUUGGUCAUGGCAAUUGAUACCUGGCGCAUCGGUUGAGAAAGAAAAGAAGCGGCGCCCGUCACCUCCGCCGCAACCGCAGGUCUCGCAUCCGCCAACGCCUGCUCCUCAGCAAUACAUGCCACAGAUCGCCCAUUCCUAUGCUCCCCCGUCUCAAGGUCCACCACCUGUGCCAAAUCCGCCUCAACACUUCCAGUUCCCAUCGAUUCCACCCGCGCCUUUCCCGGCCUCUGUCACCAUCCGCAGCAACCUCCCGGCUGCCUUCGCGCAGACUAUUCCGUCCACCUACACCUCUCCCUACGCAUCCAGCCCGGCUCCGCAGGCAGGCCAGCAGCAGACACAAACUCCACGGCCUCCCCAUGGACCUCCUCAGCACCACUCCCCCUACGCACCCCAAAAGCCCCCACAACCGCCUCACAUCAACACGCAGCCCCAGGCCUAUCCUCCGUCCAAUGGACAGCCAUACCAACAGCAGCACCAGCAACCGGCGCGGCCUCCAUCACAGCCAAUCUCACAUCAACCUCAACAGCAACCGCCGAUGCAGCACCACCAGCCACAGCACCAGCCGCAGCACCAACACCAGCACCAGCAUCAACACCAACACCAACACCCGCCAUCGGGGCUCCCAGCUCACCCUCAAGCCCAUCACCAUCAACAACAGCAGCACCAUCACCAACCGCAGCAGCAGCAGCAUACCCCUGCGCCGGUUGGUCCCCCAGAGUCAUCCUCGUUCACUGAUCGAGCCAACAAGGCAAUUGAUGACUUUGAGGCUGUUUUGAUGGAAGAUUACGAGGACAAGAACUACAUCCGGGAAGUUCUUCGAAGUGCCCGCGCUCGAGUGUUGGACAAUGCUACGGAAAGCACAUUCCCUGGCGGCGAGCCAAAGGACGAGGCUGUCAUCAUGGAUGUGCUUCGCAACCUGGUCGGAAGCCUGAAGGAUGAAUAA
This is a messenger RNA of Penicillium nucicola, 3324 nucleotides long. Its product is annotated as forkhead domain protein. The transcript is spliced from 2 exons. NCBI's taxonomy places the organism in Eukaryota, Fungi, Ascomycota, Eurotiomycetes, Eurotiales, Aspergillaceae. The coding region runs from base 1 to 3324 and encodes 1107 amino acids. Gene Ontology annotation, biological process: regulation of ribosomal protein gene transcription by RNA polymerase II. The record is from RefSeq and is a predicted model, not a curated record. Gene Ontology annotation, cellular component: nucleus. Gene Ontology annotation, molecular function: protein binding; sequence-specific DNA binding; DNA-binding transcription factor activity.